CCUAGAACAUAGAGAGGACUAAAAAACCACCUCACCAGUCCCUCCACUGUAGUUUCUCCUCCUCCUUGUCUCGCUUCAUUACUUGAAUUUGUCUUAGAAAAUGAAGGGGGAAGGAAUGCAUUUAAUGUAAGUGCACAAUGAAACAAACCAGUCUGUUUAGGUGAGUAGUCAGUACAGUGCGAGGUGUAUCAGUACAAAAGCUGUACCUGUACAUUACUCCUUCACACUACUGGAGAACAUGAGGACCCUGCUACUGACAACCGUGUUGCUGGUGCUGCUCUGUAGCACUCAAGUGCUUACACUCAGCUGUUACACCUGUGAGGAGGAUGACGCUGACUGCAAGCAAGUGACAGAAUGUCCACCAUCGAGCAUGUACUGCAGAACUGUGGUGACUGCGGACACAGUGACUCGUACCUGCGAGGAGAUGUGUGUUUCGGGUGUCAACGCCUACUGUUGCCAGGGUGACCUGUGUGAGAACUGACAUGAUCCACGGAGAACCAUCGCCACUGACUACACACGGUCACCUUCUGUUUAGAUACAGUUGAAUGUUGUGUGGGAAAUACUUUGGAAUAUGGGUUACAUUAUAACCUUUCAAUUAAUUACAUUUACAUUUUAGUAAUUUAGCAGACACUCUUAUCCAGAGCGACUUAGUUAGUGCAUUCAUCUCAAGAUAGCUAGGUGAGACAACCUAUAUCACAGUCAUAGUAAGUUCAUUUUUCCUCAAUAAAGAUGUAAUCAUUGUUUGUGAUAAUCUUUAAAAAAAGGCAAUCUUAUACUUUCUGUCGUGCAAAAAAAUCUAGCCCUUUGAAUGACUCUCAACUGUUUCUGCUGUCCUUCAAAGCUUGACUUAAUGCCAUAAAACAUGGAGGUUUUACAGUAAUGAGGAUUUCCAAUGCCUGAGCUGUGAUUCUAGUGUAGCCUCUCCUAGUCUCCUCUCUCUCCGGAUGCUCCUGAGUGGGUCAUGCUGGCUCAUGGCCUCCUGCUGGGAUGUGGGUCGCCGACGGGGACAAUGCUGGCCUGUUGUGGCCGUAUGCAUCUGGGCAUGCAGGAUUAUCUAAAUCCAUCUGAUGAGGGUACCACUCACCUGGCAACUCAAUCCCACUCUCCUCUGAAAAAAGUAUGCUUGAUCAUGGUGUAGAUUGCUUUGUUUUCGAGAGAUUAAAAACCAAGAAAAUGA
Molecule: messenger RNA, 1177 nt
Organism: Salmo salar (Atlantic salmon)
Lineage: Eukaryota; Metazoa; Chordata; Actinopteri; Salmoniformes; Salmonidae
Gene: ly6d
Product: lymphocyte antigen 6 family member D
Source: RefSeq, a predicted model, not a curated record